GCAUUUUAUUAACGUCAUUGCGAGCGUCAAAUUCGAGGCUGCCUACUGUAAAUGAAGUGCACUAAGACUAGGGAGUGAGCACGCAUUUGGGAUUCAGAUUGUGUUGUUUAAAACGCAGGGACGUUAGAGUGAAUUUAAAAAAACAUAUAUAUAAAAAAAGAUGCGAGGGAAAUAAGAAAAAGUAAGCAGUGUGUUUAUAUAUUUUAAUUACACUUUAGCCAUGAAGUCAGAUGUGGAGGAGUUAAUGCCCAGACUUUUACCCGUGGAUCAAUCCGAUGGAGAAGAAGAAGAAUUUAAUCUGAACGAACCUCCAAGAAAUCCGAAGGAGUAUCUCAGACAGGUUCAACGGGAAGCAUCGCUCUGCCCGGAUGUCGUGGUGGCUCAGAUCGAUCCGAGGAAACUGAAGAAAAACCAAACUGUAAAUGUGUCUGUGUCAGAGUGUCGUGCCGCGCCGCAGGGUUUCUCUCCCAGCCUGCAGUGGCAAAAGCAGCAAGUCAGCAACUUCUCUCAAAUCCGACAGAGCGUCUCCAAACACCGGCAGCACUGGAAAGCCCAGUUUCUGGACGACAACGUUGUCAUGCCCAAAGCAGAUGAUGACGAAGGAUGGAAGAGGUUUUGUUUGGGUGUAAAUGUAUAUCUGAAUGUUACACAGAGUGACGGAGACACACAGAGUCCGGGACUCGAUUAUGUCAAGCUCGGCUUCCCUCCGUUCCUCAGCAUCGUCAGCAAGCUCUCUCAGUCCACCGUAUCGUCCGUGCUCGAGUACCUGAUCAGCUGGUUCGAGGAGAACGACUUCGUCCCACAGCUGGGCAGAUGGCUUUACGCUUUACUGGCGUGUCUUGAGAAACCUCUUCUCCCUGAAGCACAUUCGCUCAUCAGACAGCUGGCGAGGAGAUGCUCUGCAGUGCGCGCUCACCUGGAGAAUAAAGAUGACGAGCGUUUAUCAGCACUGAACCUGAUGAUCUGUAUAGUAGCGAGGUAUUUUGAACAAAAUGAUUUGGCUGACAAAGAGUGAAGAAGGAGCUGGAGAUGAUGCCGAGCUUCUGGACGCGACUUUUCCGUUCUGUGUGCUUUUGUGUUUGUCUGUAUGAAAGGUGGAAAAAAAAAGAAGAUUUAAGAAAUUUAGAAUAUUUUCUGAAUAUCUUCAGUGUCACUUUUUUUCAGUAUUCUGGAUCUCAUUUAAAAUGAUGACUUUGAUAAAUUGAUAUAAAAUAUAAAUAAAAAUGUAAAAAAAAUUUGAGUUGUA
This is a messenger RNA of Pangasianodon hypophthalmus (striped catfish), 1246 nucleotides long. RefSeq names its product gem (nuclear organelle) associated protein 2 (gene gemin2). The coding region runs from base 221 to 1015 and encodes 264 amino acids. The record is from RefSeq and is a predicted model, not a curated record. Lineage: Eukaryota; Metazoa; Chordata; Actinopteri; Siluriformes; Pangasiidae. The transcript is spliced from 10 exons. Gene Ontology annotation, biological process: spliceosomal snRNP assembly; spliceosomal complex assembly. Gene Ontology annotation, cellular component: nucleus; spliceosomal complex; SMN complex.